AAGAAAUGCAUAAAGGAAAGGAAAAGAGAAAUAUCUUCAAGUAAGAAGAGUUGUGUUUUCGACGUUCAGUCUGAUAUAAGUCGGUCGAGAAACUAUCGACCAGGAGAGCUCAGGAGCGUGAAGAACUAUAAGGCUUCUAUCAUUCUGUCAUCGAUCACUGUUGGGUCGGUUGGUGAGUCACCCAAAAAAAGCAUCGAGAAAGGUCAAGCAUAUAUGUUUUAUGAAAUGAUCAUCGGUCUCAUUUAUGCUAUGCCCUGCAUCGUGUUCGUGUGUGUUUAUUGAGCUUUCUUCACUUCAGCGCCAUGCGCUUUGCUUUAUAGAAGAGAGAGACCGUUGUGAAAAGCAAGCGCAAGCGAUAGAAAGGAUAGUACCUCGCGCGAACUACUAGAAAAUGCCGAGAUCAUUAGAUCAUUAGUGAAAGAAGGACCAACGACGAUCCUAUCCUAAAGGAGAAGGAGGAGUAGUAGGAGUCAGUUUUCCUUGAAGAUCGAGGAAGAAAUUGGAAAAUUAUGCCAUUCGGAAGAAGUCUUCUACAGAGGGAAAGCCUGUUACGAGUAAGUGGAGAGGAAAGAUCUCCAGAGAUUCUGAUUUCAUUCCAUGUAAGUGGCUCGACCAGUAACCAAUGGCGAAAACUCAAAAAUCCAUGGUUUCCCGGUAGAACCCUAUUUCGUCCAAGUUGUUGCGGAACCGGAAAAAAGAAGAGGUUUUUCGCGCAGCUUACUCAUAGUUCAGGUCCCACUUGUAUAUCGUAUUUGGCCGAAGAAGCAUCGGACAGGUUGACGUUCUUACCUUCUUGGGACUCCAUGGACCAAGAUCUGCUUUCAUUAUAUGGGCAAUACCGAUCUACUUUAGUAGAUCAUAUGGAUGUAGAAAAAGCUUCACAUUUGGAUGAAUUUACAACAUCUCUUUUCCAUUUCUAUUUACCCAGUUCAUAUCUUUCUUUCGUGUGUUCCGGAGAGGAAUUAGAUCUCUUCAAUCUCGGGAUACCGCCUAAAUAACUGCGGCCAGAGAAUC
This is a messenger RNA of Cornus florida, 1014 nucleotides long. RefSeq lists its product as uncharacterized. The record is from RefSeq and is a predicted model, not a curated record. Bases 510 to 998 code for a protein of 162 amino acids. Lineage: Eukaryota; Viridiplantae; Streptophyta; Magnoliopsida; Cornales; Cornaceae. The transcript has a single exon.